Triticum turgidum subsp. durum (durum wheat) is the source of this 522-nucleotide messenger RNA. NCBI's taxonomy places the organism in Eukaryota, Viridiplantae, Streptophyta, Magnoliopsida, Poales, Poaceae. The record is from the annotation of a GenBank genome assembly.
AUGGCCGCCGAGCAGGUCGCCAAGCCGGCCACCCUCCCGCCCUAUCCCGAGAUGAUACUGGCGGCCAUCGCGGCGCUCAACGACAAGAACGGGUCGAACAAGUCCGCCAUCUCCAAGUACAUCGAGGGCAAGUACGGCGACCUCCCCAAGGAGCACGGCGCGCUGCUGACGGCGCAUCUGGUGCGCAUGAAGGAGUCCGGCCAGCUCUUCUUCCUCAAGAACAACUACUUCCGCACGGACGCGCCGGACGCCCCGCCCAAGCGGGGCCGCGGCCGCCCGCGCAAGCCCAUAGACCCCAACGCGCCGCCGCCGCCGCCCAAGUCCGCGUCGCCGCGCCCCCGCGGACGCCCCGCCAAGCCCAAGGACCCCGAGGCCGAGGCCGCCAACCCGCCCAAGAAGGCCAAGACCGUCAACCCGCCCAAGAAGGCCAAGACCGCUCCCGCCCCUGCCGUCGACGGAUCCGCCAAGCGCGGCCGCGGCCGUCCGCCCAAGGCGCGCCCCGCCGAGCCGGCGGCGGCCUGA